Messenger RNA from Galendromus occidentalis (western predatory mite), 1503 nucleotides. RefSeq names its product acetylcholinesterase-like. Bases 1 to 1503 code for a protein of 500 amino acids. The record is from RefSeq and is a predicted model, not a curated record. The transcript has a single exon. Gene Ontology annotation, cellular component: plasma membrane. Gene Ontology annotation, biological process: choline metabolic process; acetylcholine catabolic process. Lineage: Eukaryota; Metazoa; Arthropoda; Arachnida; Mesostigmata; Phytoseiidae. Gene Ontology annotation, molecular function: acetylcholinesterase activity.
AUGUUCGUGUACUUAUUGCUCCCUGCCUUGGUCCUCGCCGAUCCGGUGUUGCAUACAUCGACCGGGAAACUACACGGAUUCUUGAAAACUUCGGAGAACGGUGUAGAUGGCGAGGUUUACCAUUCGGUUCCGUUCGCGAGACCCCCGGUCGGCGAUCUGAGAUUCGAGCGGCCGGUCCCGUACGAGGACCCCGAGGCCGUGGUGGACGCGACGAAGGAACAUCCCGAUUGUCCUCAGCACUUAGUGGCGCUGAGUGAGAAAACCUUCAUCAACUUCACAAGGAAUUCCGAAGACUGUCUCUACCUGAACAUUUUCAAACCUGUCACCAACGAGACCGACUUGCCGAUUGUUUACUAUAUCUACGGCGGAAGCUUCUUGCACGGAUCCGCGAACUUCUUCCUCACCGAUGGGGACAUUCUGGCCACCGAGACGAACGUCAUCUACGUGAUUGUCAAUUACCGAUUGGGAGUAUUCGGUUUCCUGACCAGUGGCGGGAGCAUGGCACCUGGGAACCAAGGUCUUUGGGACAUCCUCGAAGGUCUCCGAUGGACGAAAAAGAACGCUCGGGCCAUCGGCGGCAAUCCCGAAAACAUUACGAUUUGGGGACAUAGUGCCGGUGCGAUCGCAGCCGGAAUCUUCAUGACUUCACCGAUAACAGAAAAUCUCUUCCACCACGCCAUCUUGCAAUCAGGAGCAACCAAAACCGGUCAUGUUCUAUUCCAACAGAACUCUCCUGAAGUGACUGCGAGAACUCUCGUGAGAUUGGGUUGUCUGCAAGAUGCUGAUCAGUACGAGCGUUCCCGGGACAAAGCCAUCCGAUGUGCUAAGAAACUGGAUGUUGAGACCAUUCUCUCCGAGCUCGCCCCGAAAGGAUUCGAUUUGGAUAUCAUUUCUUUCCAACCCGUGAUCGGUGACGAUCUCAUCCCGGUGGAUCCUUUCGUGAAGAGACAGAAACUGCAUUCGGCCAAGAGCCUCCUGGUCACAUCAUGUGCUACGGAAGGCGUUGUGUUCCUCGAGAUCCUGCGAGUGCGCGGUGCCGAUCUCGUCGAGGGAGUGGGGGAUCUCCGUUUCAUGAUGGCCCUCGGAACGAAACAACUGCUGCAGAUACCCGUGAGCGCGGCCUCGAAAAUCGCCUACUCGUACUUCGAUGAUCAGUCCGAGCCUGAUCUGAAGAGCGCGGAGACGAUCCUGCAGAGAUACAUCUCUGACAUGCUGUUCAUCUGCCCGAUUGAGUUCUUCACAGACGCCGCCGAAGCGAACGGCAUACCCGUGUACAGGGCAUCGUUCGAGGCACGACCCAGCUGGUCACCCUGGCCUUCGUAUUCUGUGGCCGCGCAUGGAGACGAUUUACCAAUUCUUAGUGGUCAGGCCCUCGGAUACGCGAAAAAUGUGAAGAAGUCCUAUGUCGUUCCCGACGUUGGUGAUUUGAACAUGACCGCGGCGGAAGUUUCGUGGACUUUCGACACCAUGAGAAUCAUCGGUGAAUAUCUACACAACGGGUGA